AUGGCUUAUCUCACUGAAUUCUCUAAGUGUGCAGCUGUGGAAAACAACUUAGGAGAAUCCUUCAAUGCAGCCAUACGUGUGGCGAGAACCAACCCAGUUGUUGAGAUGCUUGAAGAGAUACGAAGACGUGUCCUGGUGAGCAAUGAGAAGGAAAGAAAAGAAUCAGAGAAAGCGAAGGGGAUUUACACUCCUAGAGCAAGAGCAUUGCUCGAUCAACAAAUAGAGCUUGCAAAGAAUUGA
Molecule: messenger RNA, 240 nt
Organism: Thlaspi arvense
Lineage: Eukaryota; Viridiplantae; Streptophyta; Magnoliopsida; Brassicales; Brassicaceae
Source: the annotation of a GenBank genome assembly